AAACCAUAGCCUCGCACUUGUGAGAGUUGCAGAGUUAGGCUCUGGUUGUUAGAUGGUCAGUGGUUAAAAGUUCAUCAUUUCCUAAAAUUACUUAGUGUUGAGUUGAUAGAAAGGUGGUCACAGCUAUGUUGUCCACCCUGAGGAAGCUCUUCUGCUUUAAGAAGGAGCCGAAAACCCCCUUGGGGUUUUGUGACGGCCCAAGCAGGGCAACGGGAUACUUGUCCUGCUUUCACUGUGGAACUGAAGACAGGUACUGCCAGCCUUAUGACCCUGAAAACCAAUUUCAUGAGGCAGUAUGCAUGGGAAAGCUCAAAGUGGUGGUGCGUCUCCUCAGGAAGAACCAAUUUCAUGUGAAUGAUGAGGAUGAAGGGAAACGAACUGCGCUCCACUUUGCGUGUUUCUACGGCCAUAUCAAUCUGGUUCAUUUACUGUUAUUUAAGGACUGUAAGAUAAAUGCCCUUGACAAUCAAAUGUCCACACCACUAAUGAAGGCUGUACAAAGCUGGGAGACAGAGAUCGUGUCUGUCCUACUUGAUCAUGGAGCAGAUCCCAAUAUUAAAGACUGCAAUGGAGAAGCAGCAAUCCACCAUGCAGUGUAUGUAGACAGGCCAGAUAUUGCCAGCAGUCUUCUUGAAUUUGGGGGAAACAUUGAAGAUACUACAAAGGAUGGGUUGACCUCUCUGCUGCUAGCACUCCGAGAAAGGAAACCCCGCAUGGCAGCAUACCUAAUCACACACGGUGCGAAUCUUCACGUAUGUGAUAAAUAUCAAAGAACAACACUCAUGUAUGCAGUUAGAUGGGAUUGUAAAAAUAUGGUUGAAAUUUUACUGAAUAAAGAUGUUGAUCACCAGUUAAAGAACACAUUUGGAUGGAGUGCUCUUUAUUAUGCCAUUGUGGGGAAACGCAAAACGUAUGUACAGAAGUUAAAACGCUAA
Molecule: messenger RNA, 935 nt
Organism: Peromyscus eremicus (cactus mouse)
Lineage: Eukaryota; Metazoa; Chordata; Mammalia; Rodentia; Cricetidae
Product: ankyrin repeat domain-containing protein 7-like
Exons: 5
Coding region: 126-935 (269 amino acids)
Molecular function (GO): protein binding
Source: RefSeq, a predicted model, not a curated record